Messenger RNA from Nasonia vitripennis (jewel wasp), 1384 nucleotides. RefSeq lists its product as uncharacterized. NCBI's taxonomy places the organism in Eukaryota, Metazoa, Arthropoda, Insecta, Hymenoptera, Pteromalidae. The record is from RefSeq and is a predicted model, not a curated record. The coding region runs from base 123 to 1202 and encodes 359 amino acids. The transcript is spliced from 9 exons.
GUUUAUGUGUUUUCGGCUUUCGCACACAUAACAUAACCUCUGUAAAAUGAAAACAUACUCCGGUCGCUCACGUAGGUGUACUAUCGUGCAAUCGCAAUUUGUAAAACGCAAGCUACGCAACCAUGAAUUUUGGAGAAAAAGAGAACUUUUACGAAAAGCACCGCUAUUUCUUCCAAGGGUAUUCCUUCAAAUUUGAAGGCCUAAAGCCGUCGUUACAAACUAAAUUCGAGAACGUUGUCACGAAACUAAGUGGUAUGGUGUGUAAUGAUGCUCUUUAUACGCUAUGUGACGAGUCGUAUUUCGAUAGACUAGAAAAUCAGAAAAGAGCUGAUUUGUUUAGUAUCAAUUUUAUUUUGGAUUCUAUAAUGGCUAAUGAUCUACUUAAUAUUGAAAUAUAUAGGUAUACGUCAACAAACUUGCAACAGAUUGAAAGUCCUUGCUGUUUAAUCAGUAAAUAUGUUUUAAGGACAUAUUCAUGUCUCAGGUAUUAUCAGGAAAAUGUGCGCUGUGAGAGAUGUUGCAGUUUUGAUAAUAAUAAACAUAAUGAUGACACAAAUUCCAAACUUUGCAAAAAGUCUAAAGAUAAAGAUGAGACUGAAAAUGUUUAUCAAGAGGAAUUGACAAAAUGCAAUAAUGAAGAAAUCAAUUCUAUUGAUGAGGUAGAGGAAAUAAUUCAAAGAAAAAGAAAACAUGCCGUAGUUGAAAUUCUUUCCCCAAAAAAGAAUAAGUUGUCAACAGUUCAAAUAAAUGAAGAUAAGAAAGAUGUUACUGAAAAAAGAAGACGUAAGGCAAUUAUUUAUGUUGGAGAUAAUGCGUGGAAAAGGGUAGACGUAAAUCAUCCUAUGGAGCAAGAAAAUAUUGCUGAUAACAUGGAUAAUUCUCCAGAAAUUCAAACAAGAAAGUGGUGGACAUGUUUGCCACCACCCAGCCAAUCAAAAUCUGUCAAGGAACGAAUGUAUGAAAAAGGAGAAAGACGUCGAGGACAUGAUUACAGCAUGAACGAGAAGAGGCAGAUGAUUGCUUAUUUAAUUAUGCGGAAUAAAAUUAAUGAUUGCAGAAUGCGUGAUCCAUGGCGUCAAAUGCAAGCUGAAGGCUACUUAAGUAAUCGAUCUGUGGAAUCCUUACACAACCAUUUUAGGAAGAGUAUUCUGCCUAAUAUUCACAAGUUCGGAUUGCCAGAGGACAUUGUAUUGAAAUUUUAAUGAACAAAAUUUUGUUUUAGUUUAUGUACGUAUAUAUUUUACAGUUUUUCUUAUUUGCGUCGAUUUUAUGGAACCUAUUUUUUAAGCAUUACCAUUUUUUAUGGAUCUAUUUUUCAAUUCACACAUCAAAAUUUCUAAUGUAUUUAUGUCUUAACAUUAUAAAUACAUGCAAAAUUUCGAGU